GGCGCUGUUUGAAGCUGGCGGCGCGGCGUCAACCACCAAGCAGCUUCAGCACGGGCGUCCAUUGAAAGUCGGAAGUUGUUUUUUGGUUUGUGAAACUUGACAAAAUGGCAGAGGACAACAGUUAUGAGUCGAUGCUGUGUGUGAAGCCAGAGGUUCAUGUUUACCGGAUCCCGCCGCGGGCCUCCAACCGCGGAUAUCGAGCUGCUGACUGGAAACUGGAUGAACCUGCGUGGAGCGGUAGGAUGAAAAUCACAGCCAAAGGAAAGAUGGCUUUCAUCAAGCUGGAGGACAAAAACACAGGAGAGCUGUUUGCACAAGCUCCAGUUGAUCAGUAUCCUGGUUCUGUGGUGGAAGCCGUCACAGACUCCAGCAGGUACUUUGUCAUCCGGAUAGAAGACGGCAACGGACGUCAUGCUUUCAUUGGUUUGGGUUUUGCUGAUCGUGGAGACUCAUUUGACUUUAAUGUUGCUUUACAAGAUCAUUUUAAAUGGGUGAAGCAGGAGGGUGAGCUGGCCAAGAUGGAAGCCUCGCAAACUGCAGCACCCAAGUUGGAUCUGAGCUUUAAGGAGGGACAGACCAUCAAGAUCAGCCUUGGGAACAUUAAGAAGAAGGAUGCCGGUGGUGUCAAACCACGGCCCGUGGGUGGAGGUCUGCUCCCGCCUCCUCCAGGAGUAAAAGCCGGAGGGAUUCAGCUUCCUCCAGGAGGACAGCCGACUGUAGCGGCAGCACAGCCCAACGCCGCCACUCUUUUAGACUUCGGCUCCCUCACCUCUGCAACACAACCCAGUUCUGACCUGUGGGGCGAUUUCACAUCUGCAGGGUCAAACUCCAACAACGAUGCUGUCAAACCAGGAUGGGUGCAGUUCAGCUGAGUUUAAGGAAGCGAGCUCACACUCAGGUUCCAAGCAUUCCCUGGACAGGAUGAUUGUGAUUAAAUAAAAUCAGAAAGAGGGGAACUGGUUUCAGAUUUCACAGCUGCUCUCACUCUUAAAGAAAACAUCAUAGCCUGCUGACCAACACACUCUGGAGGAUCAAACAGUAACAUGAUUUAUUUUUACAGUUCUUCUUCAUUCUCUGCUAUGCAGUAGGAUUUGUUUUUAGUUAUUUAUCUUUUUUAAAACAAGGGAAAAUCUGUCUCGUCACACUAACUGUGCUGAAUUUUUCAUCUCCACCUUAAAUAUUCCUUGUCGUUAGUUUUUUCAAUGUUAGUCUUUCCAGAAUUUGAUUGAAUUCCUUCAAACGUCACAGAAUGAUUUUAUUACGUCUUUCAUUUAGCUGUAUAACAGCAUGUUUUUGGUUUGUUUCAGCUGAUGCUCAUACCAAGAUUUUUUUAAUCACCUUUUGGGUUAAAGGAAAUUCUCCUUGUUUUGGUUGUUGUGUGUUUUUGUUUGUCAGACGUCCUGUUUGUCCUUUUUGCUUUAGAUUGGGCUUUUCCAUCAAAUGAAACUUCAUUCUGUCUCUCUGCUACCCUAAUCUGAUGAAGUGCCUUCCUGAAAAUACCUAAAAUAUGUUAAGUAUAAACAUUUUUGUGUAAAUAAACAAUAUAUUUUAAAGA
Molecule: messenger RNA, 1555 nt
Organism: Nothobranchius furzeri (turquoise killifish)
Lineage: Eukaryota; Metazoa; Chordata; Actinopteri; Cyprinodontiformes; Nothobranchiidae
Gene: necap2
Product: NECAP endocytosis associated 2
Biological process (GO): endocytosis
Cellular component (GO): clathrin vesicle coat; membrane
Source: RefSeq, a predicted model, not a curated record